GAAACAUUCUACCGGCGUCUCAACCUUAGAAGCAAUACCUUAUAGAAAUAGACAUCAUAAGUCCUAUGGCAUUUUCUACGCAACUCUCGCCAUAAGAUCUGUUCAUGACCCGCCAUAAGGCUUGCCUCGACCUCUGUUGUCGCAAAUCUCUCGAAAAGGAAAUUUAAUCACAAGACCUCCGAGGUCGGAAAGAAAAUCUCUCUAGCACCGAGUGACUCCCAAUUCGAGUGACUUGAGACUUCCAUCAUGCUCGCAGCUGUCGGGCAGCCAGUACCCAACACCGCCCAUGCGGUCAGUGUCUCAUUGCCAUCAUGGGCGGCCACGGUGGGUUACGAAGAAGGACAGGAUUGGGUAGUGUCUAAAAUGGAGACGGGCUAUCCCAGGUUCUUCAUUCACCUGACCAUCCAAGAACUCCAGAGGGAGAUUUUAAAGCUCUAUGGCAGAUCCGGGGAGAGUGUCAUGCUCUUCCCAUCUCUCGCCACCGCGAAAAGAUGCCAGAAGUUCUUUUACGACAAGGUCGACGGGUUAGCAACGGGCUCCAUUCGAACCUUGCAACUGCAACCGGCUGUCGACAAACACAGAAGCCACGAGACUGUUCUCUCCGGACUGGCAUGUGUUUUCUUUCCCAAGGACUACUUUAGCGUCGCGAAGCAAGUUUGGCAGCAUACCGGCGAUGGCAUAUCCAGUCGCCGCGGAGAGUUCUGCUUAAAGGCACUAAAAGACGGUAUACUCCAACCUGAUACGCAACAAACAAAGCCGAAAACGGACGACAUACUAUUUACCAAAGGUCCACGACGAUAUCAACGACCAGCAUCUCGGAACGGGGUGGUCUAUGACAGCACGGUCCCGAUUGAACCAGUCGUAAACGAAGCAACAAAUGACGGCGAAGACAAAGACUAUCCUCAAUUCGUAGAGGAACGGUUCGGUCGCAAUCUCAACGUCAAACUUGCCCAACAGGCGAAGCUGGCGAUUCGUCGCAGGAUCAGUGGGUGUCUCACAGAGGACGUAGAUCUGGACCAAGCACUGGCCGAAACCCCGAGUAACUGCAACAGCAGACAGAUCGGGCUGUCGCAGGACGACGUCUACCUCUACCCUUGCGGAAUGUCGUCGAUUUUCAACACGCACCGGAUACUCUUGGCCAACGCCGAGGCCAAAGGACAACCGCCCAGAAAGAGUAUUUGCUUCGGAUUCCCUUACAUUGACACCCUCAAAAUUCUAGAGAAGUGGGGUCCGGGCUGUCUCUUCUAUGGACUGGGUAGUUCAGCUUGCCUAGACGAUCUUGAGCGACGUCUGGAAUCCGGGGAGCGGUAUCUGGCUCUGUUCACGGAGUUCCCGAGUAAUCCACUCCUCAAAUCGCCAGACCUCGAACGUAUCCGCACGUUAGCGGACAAGUACGACUUUGCAGUUGUAGUCGACGAGACCGUCGGCAAUUUCACCAACAUUGAUGUCCUCAGCCGGGCGGACGUGGUGGUCAGCAGCCUAACCAAGCUGUUUAGCGGUGACAGCAAUGUCAUGGGCGGCAGUGCCGUCCUGAAUCCCCAGAGCAAAUGGUACCCCGAACUCAAGCAAACAAUGGCCCGCGAGUACGAGGACAAUUAUUGGGCAGAAGAUGCCGUGUUCAUGGAACGCAACUCGCGGGACUUUAUCUCCCGAAGUGAGCGCAUGAACACGAAUGCUGAGGCAAUUACAACAAUCUUGCAGAAUUGCCCGUUGGUUAAGCAGGUCUACUAUCCAAAAUGCAGUCCCAGCCGGCCCAAUUACGAGGCCUGUCGUACGCCGAGUGGUGGCUACGGCGGCUUGCUCUCGGUGACAUUCCACCACCCCAAGCAAGCGGUUGCGUUCUUCGACGCCCUCGAAGUCCAGAAGGGUCCAAGCUUGGGCACGAAUUUCACGCUUGCAUGUCCUUACACGAUCCUGGCGCACUACACGGAAUUGGACUGGACAGCACAGUGGGGGGUGGAGGCGGAUCUUGUUCGAUUAAGUGUCGGACUGGAAGAGCCCGCAGAGCUUACAGGCAAGAUAGAGCGAGCACUGAAAGCUGCAGAGGAUGUGAAGGUAUAAGAGCGUGUCUCCCUUUGUUGGCAAGGCGUACAUAAGUCAGGGGGGGAACAUGGGUUCAUGGCUGUUCAACUCAGCCAGCUGCCUCCUUUUGGGACUAUGAAAACAAGAUUUUCGGACAAAUCUUAUGAGGUCGGCCGAAGGAAAUGCUUUGGACAUUGGAGAGUUCCCAUACGAUAGGUGGUGUAGAUGCUGUAGAUGCUGUUUACAUGUGAGCGCUGCGUAGCCGCAGCCUUGAGCAUCA
Molecule: messenger RNA, 2302 nt
Organism: Cladophialophora immunda
Lineage: Eukaryota; Fungi; Ascomycota; Eurotiomycetes; Chaetothyriales; Herpotrichiellaceae
Exons: 2
Coding region: 247-2061 (604 amino acids)
Biological process (GO): transsulfuration
Molecular function (GO): pyridoxal phosphate binding; cystathionine gamma-synthase activity
Source: RefSeq, a predicted model, not a curated record